UUAGUUAAAUAAACAGGUUCCUAUCAAGUUAAUUACAUUGCUCGUACUGGAAAAUACGUCUUUAUCCACUUUCAAUAGUGAUUGCAACGAACUAGUUCCACCAGAUUCUCUCUAAAGAGCACGCCUGCACAAUGAAAUUGGGCAUUCUUUUCAAGCUUGCAAUAAUUGGUGGCUGCUUUAGUAAUAUUUUUUGUGAAAUAAGUUAUGAUUAUUACUGGAGGGAUUAUACAGGGGACAUACCAGGAGACGCUGUAGAGGGGGGACGUGACGUGAACAACAGGAAGACAUACAUUGGCCAGGUAUUUGUUAAAAAUUAUGGAAUUAUUCCUGUCACUAUAUAUCCAGGAAAAACAUCAGUUGCGGCGAAUAUAGAUGGAAUACAUCACAUCAGUAGUUAUGUAAAGAUCUUAUGCAGCUCCUGUAAGGAAAAUUUCAAAUGGCUGCCAGCAGAUGCUAAAACUCUCCAUGUCAAAAUGAUUAACAAACAUUUAGUAAAAGGUGGGGUGGAAUGGGAAGGCAAAGUAACCAAUAUUGGCAGGAUAUUAUACCAGAGUGAGCUGUUGGUGGCCAAAGUUUGUGGAUAUGCUGUUGGAGAUGCGAAACUCUUCUUCCCUGCUGGAAAUCAAGAAAAAACCGCUGAAACUUAUGAAGUUUUAGUAUAUGAUGGUCCAGAUCUGUUUUCUAUUGAGCCUCGCAUUCAAAAUUUUUCCUAAAGAUACUUGAUGAAUUUAGGUAUGCAGUUAGCCUACAGUGAGGUUUAUAGUUCUCUGAGGAUUAAAAAUGAUAUUUUAUAUUAGUAAUGACAAAUCUUGAAAUCUACAUUAUAAUAUUUAAAUAAA
Messenger RNA from Anoplophora glabripennis (Asian longhorned beetle), 839 nucleotides. RefSeq lists its product as uncharacterized. NCBI's taxonomy places the organism in Eukaryota, Metazoa, Arthropoda, Insecta, Coleoptera, Cerambycidae. The transcript has 3 exons. The coding region runs from base 132 to 713 and encodes 193 amino acids. The record is from RefSeq and is a predicted model, not a curated record.